AGAACAACUGUGGUGUGUAACUAGAUUGUUUAACAUUGAUAUUCGCACAGAAAAAGAUAAAAGAACUUUUCACCAACUUACCCAACUUAAGUAUGUAAAGACCGACUAAAAUUGAAUCCGCACAGACAGAAGACGAUAAAAGAACUUUUCACCAACUUACCCAACUUAAGUAUGUAAAGACCGACUAAUAUUGAAUCCGCUCAGACAGAAUACGGUAUGGUCCGACGUCUGAUACCUAUCAUUUUGAUAUCAAUUCUUCAUACAGCAGCAGUGUGGAGCAGUAAUUUUCCUUGUUUGACAUGGGAAAUUUAUCAAGACAGAUUGAAGUUAAUCUGUAGAACAAAAUAUUUUUCAAAACCUGUUGCAUUGAUCGAUAGUCAUGGAAAAUUGUUUGCGAACUGCUCAUUUACAGCAAAUGCUCAUUAUUGUACUCCUGUUGAAAGAAACGCGUUGAUUGAGGUAGACUUUUCAAGAAAAUAUAUUGCCUUUACAAUACCAAAAUUAGAUGACAAUGUGAAUGGCAUUUGGACUUGUUUACAAGAUGAAAAGAGAUUUACAACACAAGUGUCGUUAUCAAAAGGUAUUAUUGGUUCCACAGAAAUUCAUAUUACUGGCACAUUGCUUGAUACUACAGGACACGAUGCAAAACAUGCCUUAAACUGUUUUUCGUGUCGCGAACCAGAUGGCGAUAAUGUAGAAAUUCUUGUGAAUGGUCGAACUGAGGAUAGUAUCACAUAUAAUCAUGAUACAGGCAAAUGUAUUCAUCGCAGAGGAAAAUGUCAUCCUGAUGAAUGCAAUUGCACUUCAAAUGAGUUUAAGUUUGUAAUCGAAUACGAACUAGAAAGUAAUGAUACCGUAUAUACGUGUGAUAUGUUGUUCACUGAUUCACUCAACAAAGCAAAAUUUUCCAUGUUUUCUUCUGUAGUUUUCAAUGGAGAAGGAUUUUCCGACGAAACCACAACUGUCUCCAUAAUCAAAGCUGGUGAUAAGAUAUGGAAUGAUAUAAUCACAGUUGUAGUCAAGGAAAUUUCUACAGAGUUUGUCCCAACACGCACAACGCAAAUGAAGGUUAUAUCGGAUAACAAUCCGGUGGAGAAUAAAGGUGGACUUCAUAUUUUUUAUCUGUCCUUAACAGUAUUCGCAUGUGUAGUGGGGACUCUUUUUGCGGUGUGUUGUGUUCGCUUUUAUUUGAAAAGUAAAAGAUCGACACAGGGAAUAACAGUAAUCGAAGAACGUACAGAAUGCGUGCCCCUAACAGGUAGGUUUAUAUGA
Messenger RNA from Mytilus californianus (California mussel), 1272 nucleotides. RefSeq lists its product as uncharacterized. The record is from RefSeq and is a predicted model, not a curated record. The transcript has 10 exons. The coding region runs from base 217 to 1272 and encodes 351 amino acids. Lineage: Eukaryota; Metazoa; Mollusca; Bivalvia; Mytilida; Mytilidae.